AUGGCACCAGUCACGAUAAAUAUGGUGAAAAGCGAAGAAUCUUUCAUCGAUGAGCCUUUUCAUCCUGAGGGAGUAAAGAUAAUCGUACAUUAUGGUAACCUUAUUGAUACUCCAGAAUUAGGUCAACUAAGGAUCCGUUUGAAGUGCGCGGUUGGUAUUUGUAGCACCUCUGGCGUAAUACUUUUUAUUGAAGAAGGUUGUGAUGACCCAGUAAUAGCUGCGUUGAAUUAUGAUCGUUACUUGAAAGACAUCGACAUUCAUGUGAUUUUUAAUAGUGUGUCUGACCCCGCCGGAAAGGACUCAUUUUAUUUUCCUGGGUUUGUAGAUACUCAUAUCCAUGCCUCACAGUAUCCUAACUGCGGUAUCUUUGGUAAUUCAACUUUGCUCGAUUGGCUAGAUACAUAUACUUUCCCACUCGAAUCAUCUUUGAAUGAUGAAAAUAUCGCCGCUUUGACCUAUGAUGCUGUUAUAUCUCAAACUUUGAAACAUGGUACCACUUGCGCGUCAUACUUUACCACAAUCGACUCAAACUCUUCUAAAAUAAUGGCGGAUCUAUGCAAAAGUAAAGGCCAACGUGCUUUUAUUGGUAAAGUUUGCAUGAAUCAACAUUCGCCAAGCUACUACCAAGAGACUAUUGAGGAGUGCAAAGAUGCUUCAUUAGAUCUCAUUGAAUACAUACUCAAGGACUUAAACUCACCAUUGAUAAAACCAAUUAUUACUCCAAGAUUUGCGAUAACGUGUUCAUCUGCACUGAUGGACUCUCUUUCUGAGGUAGCAGAAGAAUUUGAUUUACCAAUACAAACGCACCUGAAUGAAAAUGACAGCGAGAUUGCCUUUGUUAAAGAACUUUUCAAGGAUUGUCAUUCAUAUACCGACGUGUAUCAUAAACAUGGGUUAUUAAAUGGGAAAACUGUUUUAGCUCAUUGCAUUCAUUUGGAAGAUUCUGAAAUCGAAUUAUUAAAGAAAUCCUCAGCAGGAAUAUCACAUUGCCCAAUUUCCAAUUCUUCUCUAACUUCAGGCGAAUGUAGAGUUAAAGAACUUUUAAACUAUGGGUUGAAGGUGAGUUUAGGGUCUGAUGUUUCCGGUGGUUUUACAGUCAGUAUUUUGGAAAAUGCUAGGCAAGCUUUACUAGUUUCCAGACAUCGAGCAAUGUCAGUAGAAGAUCCUGAAAGAAAAGAGGAAUGCAAACUAUCUGUCGCCGAAGUAUUGUAUCUAGCUACCAUGGGUGGUGCUAAAGUUUUAAAUCUGUCUGAUAAAAUUGGUAGUUUCGACGUAGGGAAAGAGUUUGACGCACAAUUGAUAGAUUUAUCCACCAAAGGAAGCAACGUAUCCAUUUUUCCAUGGCAAAAAGUUACCAACGACAAAAUUCAACCGAACGGGAAGGAUAGAAUCAAACUGGAGAAUAUUGUGGCAAAAUGGUUAUUUAAUGGUGAUGAUAGGAAUGUUAAAAGUGUUUGGGUCCGUGGAAAAUUGUGCCAUCAAAAUCUUUAA
Messenger RNA from Kluyveromyces lactis, 1491 nucleotides. RefSeq names its product guanine deaminase (gene GUD1). Bases 1 to 1491 code for a protein of 496 amino acids. Gene Ontology annotation, biological process: guanine catabolic process. The transcript has a single exon. Gene Ontology annotation, cellular component: cytosol. The record is from RefSeq and is a predicted model, not a curated record. Gene Ontology annotation, molecular function: guanine deaminase activity; zinc ion binding. Lineage: Eukaryota; Fungi; Ascomycota; Saccharomycetes; Saccharomycetales; Saccharomycetaceae.